GUGGAGAGCGCAGCCGGACGCGUGUGGUCAGCGGUGACCGUGGGAACCCGACCCGCUGCGGCCGCCCAGAUCUGCGAAAAUACGUUUUUGGACGCAUAAUGGAGUUUCGGGAUAGUUGUCUUCACGUAUCGCUGAAAGGUUCGUCAGGAGCGGUGAGCUAGUGGAAAGUAAACACCUCCUCUCCAUCACUGAGCGCUUCUACAAGUUUGCCACAUUAUGUUGGAGCUCGCACUGUAACGCGUCGGAGCGCGGAAGGUCCCGGAUUGAAUCCCCUCAGAAAUCAACCUAAGAGAGCUCGGCUGAAUUAAAACUUUUUAAUUAAAAAAAAUAUAUAUUAUCAUUAUUAUUAAUAUCCCCUUUGUGUGGGUCCUGUCAGAUGAUUAUUGUGCGUAAAUAAAUAAUCGUAGUGAGUUUGUGAUGAGGCGGACUGCAGCGCGCGGGGGAGGAGGACCCUCCGCUGGAGUUAUUGCGCAGUUUUUAAAAUAACGGUCAAACGGGAACACUCUCACGGCACAGAGUAUGUCUGCUAAAGAUAACGCCUGCCGAAAAUUCCAGGCCAAUAUUUUCAACAAGAAUAAAUGCCAGAACUGCUUCAAAGCUCGAGACGCGCACCUGCUGAGUGAUGAAGACUUCACACAGGCAAAACCCAUCUACGGUGGAUGGCUGCUCCUGGCACCUGAAGGAACAAACUUUGACAAUCCUCUGCACAGAUCACGGAAAUGGCAGAGGCGUUUUUUCCUUCUGUAUGAGCAUGGACUCCUGCGUUACGCACUGGAUGACAUGGCCAGCACUCUUCCACAGGGCACCAUAAACCUGAAUCAGUGUGUGGAUGUUGUGGACGGUGAGAGCCGGACGGGUCAGAAACACUCGCUGUGCAUCUGCACGCCAGAGAAAGACCAUUACAUACGUGCUGAGAGCAAAGAGAUCAUACAUGGCACUCUUCCACAGGGCACCAUAAACCUGAAUCAGUGUGUGGAUGUUGUGGACGGUGAGAGCCGGACGGGUCAGAAACACUCGCUGUGCAUCUGCACGCCAGAGAAAGACCAUUACAUACGUGCUGAGAGCAAAGAGAUCAUACAUGGUUUAACACAUCACUGUAUUGAUGUGAUGAACUACUGA
Messenger RNA from Sinocyclocheilus grahami, 1119 nucleotides. Its product is annotated as myosin phosphatase Rho-interacting protein-like. The coding region runs from base 520 to 1119 and encodes 199 amino acids. The record is from RefSeq and is a predicted model, not a curated record. Gene Ontology annotation, molecular function: actin filament binding. Lineage: Eukaryota; Metazoa; Chordata; Actinopteri; Cypriniformes; Cyprinidae. The transcript has 6 exons. Gene Ontology annotation, cellular component: actin cytoskeleton.